Messenger RNA from Phaeodactylum tricornutum CCAP 1055/1, 2106 nucleotides. RefSeq lists its product with no specific name. The coding region runs from base 331 to 2106 and encodes 591 amino acids. The record is from RefSeq and is a predicted model, not a curated record. NCBI's taxonomy places the organism in Eukaryota, Bacillariophyta, Bacillariophyceae, Surirellales, Neidiaceae. The transcript has a single exon.
AACGCCCAUCGUUCCUCUCUUCAUCGGAAGAUUCUUCUAAAGCAACUUGGAGAACGAGAGAGUCAUUUUAAUCGUGGCACGAACAGUCCUAAAUCUCUGAAACAGCAGUUUUUAUCCAUAUUAGCGAAGCUAGCUCCGUUGGACGACGGGUAAAGCCAGUAAACGGGUGGCAAUUCCGCCAAAGACAAAAAUACAGGCAACAACGGACCUUCUAACGUCUAUUGCUCUGUUGCAGUAACUGUGCUUCCUCCGACUCUUGGUUGUCACGGCAAACCGGACAGAACACUACAUCUGAUUCCAAAGCCCUACGGCUCCACGAACGAUACAGUCAUGACGGAAACAACAACCGUAGGCAGCGAUGUAAGCAGCGGAUCAUUCACAGCGCCCGAUUUGGACUGCAGUGGUGCUUGGAUUAAGGAUCCAACCUUGUCUGAUGUACUUUGUGGACGCGGUGGUUCGAUCAACUCGCAUGCAGGCAAUGAGCGAUUUCGAGAAUUGGUCGAAAAGCGGAAGCGUGUCUACCUUACCGCACGCUUCAAGAGAGAAAAACGUCUGAUUGCCAGUAGCAUCGUUUCGGAAAUUCGAGGGCUAAAGCCUUCGGGGAGAUUUCUAUCAAGAGAUAGUAAGACAGGCUUAUGGAAAGAUAUUGGUGAUGAAAAAGCUAGGGACAAAACAUCGCAAGCGUUACGCGAGAAUGCUCCUUCCAUCCGCGCCGAGAUUGAAACGGAGAUCAGCGAGCAGCGCAGGGAUUAUCAACAGGAAGAUCAGGAGGUAGCACCUCACGGUACUUCUCAUCCAGGUUAUUAUGCCCCUCCGACCUGGGGCUUUCCUACUUAUGCAUACCCCAGUUAUCAUCAAGUGCAUCCCGCUCCACCGGGCGGAGCCCAACCUCCGCAUGGAACUCCAAUGCCACCACCUGGCUACUCAUACGAUCCACGGGGUCCGCCGCUGCCACCACAGCAUUACCCUCCACACUAUCCGCCGCCAGGCUAUUCACGAGACUCCCACUAUCCGCCACCGCACUCACACCAUCACACACCAACUACACAGCCCACUGCACAAGCUACACCAAAGUCGGCCCUCGAAGCCACUGCGGAGAUCAUUACUUCUGGUGCAGAGACACUUAAGAAGUGGACUCAUUCCAAUUUAUCAUUGACUGGUGUGCCUUCAAACGAUGGUCAUGAUUCUAGGUCAACAAGUUCACGCAGUUCAAAGCCUAUCGCAUACGUUCACCAAGAUUACACCAAGAAGCGCCGUAUGGUUAAGUUCCGAGACGAUUACGACCGUCGAACAAGCUAUUCGCCGGUUUUUUCUGGAAGUGCACUCGGGGGAGGCCAAGCGCACAACGAGCAAAUCGAACCUCAAAAUUUGCAUGAUCAAGAGAGCUCCCUCAUGACACAAGUUGCCGAUCGCAUUCUGGGGUCGUUAGGUUCCUGGGACACUGGUACUUUCUGUGGCGGUCAUGAUGCAGACGAUGAACGUAAAUCGUUCUUUCCGGUAUCUCUUUCCAGUAACGCAGGGCCACCGACCCAAGAUGAAGACAACAUGGCGGUCGAAUGGGAAGGUCAAGAAGUACAGCUGGUCGACAAGUCUUUGGAGAGUCAGUCUGUCGCUUCCGACGAACGUAUGCCCCCGCCUCUAGUUCGGCAGCAACCACGCCCGGACCAAGCAUCAUCGCUCGGUGGAUUCUCGUCCCUGGGAAGCUGCCAUUCUUGGCUGCUUCCGGAAAGUGCCGCUUCUUAUUUCAGUAAAUCGGGUGCUUCACCCUCGAACUCAGUCGACAUGGGGUACUCGGCCGUCGGCAUGGAACAACAUUCAAUCAACGGUUCAAUCGGCGGCGCUUCGCUCACGCGUGUUUUUGAAAACGAGCCUCAGUCUACGCCUCAUUCCCCUGGCAUGUCGCUGAGAUCGUUGUCUCAAAUGCCAUCGUGGGAACGGUCCCUGCGUAGCAAAUCGCCUCUGUCCAUUGCAUCAGACGAGGAUGAUUCAUUGAUAUCCCGUUCGUCGAGCAAGAUAUCGGAUGGACACCUUAGUCCGUUCCACGCGCCAUCGAGUCCGAUGCCUAUGGUGAACGAGGACGAUAUGGUGUGGGAAACCAAGGAAUGA